This is a messenger RNA of Penicillium daleae, 1623 nucleotides long. Its product is annotated as flavin-containing monooxygenase. The coding region runs from base 1 to 1623 and encodes 540 amino acids. The record is from RefSeq and is a predicted model, not a curated record. Gene Ontology annotation, molecular function: N,N-dimethylaniline monooxygenase activity; NADP binding; flavin adenine dinucleotide binding. The transcript is spliced from 2 exons. Lineage: Eukaryota; Fungi; Ascomycota; Eurotiomycetes; Eurotiales; Aspergillaceae.
AUGGGUUCCUUGGACCACACCAUUCACUCAAAGGUGGAUGCGAUCGUUGUUGGUGCGGGGUUUGGCGGGAUUUACAUGUGUAAGAAGUUGGUUGACCAGGGUCUCUCGGUCAGAUUGAUAGAGGCCGCAUCUGAUAUUGGCGGUACUUGGUAUUGGAACCGAUAUCCUGGAGCCAUGAGCGACACCAACUCCCACUUGUAUCGCUACUCAUGGGACAAGGAGGAUCUCCUGAAGUAUCCAUGGUCGCGCACCUAUCUUCGUCAGCCUGAAAUCCUGAAGUACUUGGAGCACGUUGUUGAACGCCACAACCUUCGUCAGCACAUGCAGUUCAAUACGAUGAUGACCGGCGCGGAAUGGAACCCCGAGACCAACACAUGGACCGUCCAGACCAGUACCGGUCCAAACCUGGAGGCCAAUUAUCUGGUCACAGGAGUUGGCCUGCUCUCGAAGCAGAACUUCCCGGUUUAUCCAGGUAUCGAUAAAUACAAGGGCAAGCUCUACCACAGUGGGGCAUGGCCCAAGCAGUAUGACUUCAAGGGAAAGCGUGUUGGAGUUCUCGGAAACGGGUCCACGGGUGUUCAGAUCAUCACCGACAUCGCCGAUUAUGUCAAACAGCUGGUCUGCUUCCAACGCACACCUCAAUACGUCGUUCCAUCGGGAGAUAAGGUUGCCACACCCGAGCAUCGUGCCGAAGUCAAUGCGAAUUACGAUGCGAUCUGGAAGCAGGCUAAGGAGAGUGCUUUUGCCUUCGGCUUCGAGGAAAGCACCACACCUCUAAUGAGCGUGAGCAAGGAAGAACGCGAAAGAGUGUUUGAAGACGCAUGGCAGAAAGGGAAUGGAUUCCGGUUCAUGUUUGGCACGUUCUCUGACAUCGUGACCAGUGAAGAGGCGAACGAGGAAGCUGCCAAGUUCAUCCGCAGCAAGAUUCGGGGCAAAGUCAACGAUCCAGAGAAGGCUCGCAAGUUGACACCAACCGAUUUCUACGCAAGACGUCCUCUGUGCGACGCUGGGUAUUACGAGAAAUUCAACUAUGACCAUGUCGAUAUCGUUGAUCUCAAGGAAGCUCCCAUCACAGAAUUCACCGAAAAAGGCAUCAAGACUGCUGAUGGGAUUGAGCACGAGCUCGAUGCGAUAGUCUUUGCCACAGGCUUUGAUGCCGUUGAUGGUAAUUACACUAGCAUUUCUAUCAAGGGAAAGAAUGAUGAGACCCUGAAGCAGCGUUGGGCCGAUGGUGCGACCUCGUACCUUGGACUUUCUGUUCCCGACUUCCCCAAUCUGUUUAUGAUCCUGGGUCCCAACGGGCCCUUUACAAACCUGCCACCCAGCAUCGAGACACAGGUUGAAUUCAUUGAAGAGCUGAUUGCGCGUAGCUUUGGGUCAUCUGCAGAAACUGGCAGCAAUCGCGUCAUCGAAACGACUACUAAGGCCGAACAUGAUUGGACAGAGAUGUGCGAUAAUAUCAGCAAGGAUAGUCUAUUUCGAAAGGCCGAUUCCUGGAUCUUUGGUGCCAAUGUCCCAGGAAAGAAGAAAUCGGUCCUCUUUUACUUCGGAGGAUUAGGACAGUAUCGCCAAGUUCUUGACGCUGAGGUCAAGAGUGGAUACAAGGGAUACCAUUUUUACUAA